Panicum virgatum (switchgrass) is the source of this 3173-nucleotide messenger RNA. RefSeq names its product DNA ligase 1-like. Gene Ontology annotation, molecular function: ATP binding; DNA binding; DNA ligase (ATP) activity. The record is from RefSeq and is a predicted model, not a curated record. Lineage: Eukaryota; Viridiplantae; Streptophyta; Magnoliopsida; Poales; Poaceae. The transcript is spliced from 18 exons. Gene Ontology annotation, cellular component: nucleus; mitochondrion. Gene Ontology annotation, biological process: DNA biosynthetic process; DNA recombination; DNA repair. The coding region runs from base 16 to 2667 and encodes 883 amino acids.
CUGUUCACUGUUCUCAUGUUCCUCCGAGCCACCUCCUCCACCACCACCUCCCCGCUCCUCCUCCGAUGCCGCCCGCUCCCCUCGCCUAAAACCCUAGCCCUCGCUCCGCCUCCCCCUCUCCUCCCCUUUUUCAUCCGCCCCCGUCUCUUCGCCGCCGCCCCCUCCUCCUCCGCGUCCGCGGCCUCUCCUCCCCGCUGCGCGACUGCGGCCGCCGCCGCGGCCAAAUCCGCGGAGAAGAAGCCGCCGGCCGCGAGGGCGAGGCGGGCCGGCGCGGUGCCUGCACCAGCUGCGGCAGCGGCGGCGGGAAUGUCGGCCCCCGGGGGCGGCGCCGGGGGGAAGCGCACGGUGGCGGACGUGCUCAUGGGGAACGCGCGGGCCGCCGCCAGCAAGGCGAAGAAGGCGGCGCCGUCCCCGAGGAAGCCCCGGGCGCAGCCCGACGGCGCGGAGACCGAGCCGGAGGCCGCAGCGGUGGUUGGAAAGCCGCCCUCGCUGGCGAGGUCCAAGCGGGCGUCGUCCCCCGCGAAGUCUCCCCAAUCGCUGGCUGAUGGGGCGGCUGGCGAGAAGAAGAGGUCGACGUCGCCGGCGAAGUCCAAGGGUCCAGCCGCGGCCGCGCAAUUGGAUGGAGCGAAGGAGGAUUCCCCGUCGCCGAAGAGGUCCAAAACCCUAGCGGCCAAAUCGGACACUGUCUUGCAGACAGAUGGGAAGGCCAAAACCAAAGAUUCCCCAAAGUCCGAAGAGAAGAAUACCACCCUAGAGCUGAAGAAGAAAGGCAGUGAGUUUGACCCGAUGGCUGCUGCCUAUUGGAAGCCCGGUGAGCCCGUGCCAUUCCUGUUUCUGGCUCAGGCGCUUGAUCUCAUCUCCAACGAGAGUGGCCGGAUUGUCAUUACUGAAAUCCUAUCAAAUGUGUUCCGGACAGUGAUGGCAACAACACCGGAUGACCUCCUUGCAACAGUAUACCUCUCAGCUAAUCGGAUUGCGGCACCUCAUGAGGGGAUUGAGCUUGGAAUUGGGGAUGCAUCAGUCAUCCGUGCACUUGCAGAAGCAUAUGGACGCAAGGAGGAGCAUGUUAAGAAGGAUCUCAAGGAAUUGGGUGAUUUGGGUCUUGUGGCGAAAGCAAGCAGGUCAUCACAGAAGAUGAUGUUUAAGCCAAAACCACUGACAAUAUCUCGGGUGCUUAGCACUUUUCGGACAAUUGCAAAGGAGUCAGGCAAAGACAGUCAAGAUAAAAAAAGAAACCAUAUCAAGGGACUUCUUGUUGCUGCCACUGACUGUGAACCUCAAUACAUCACACGUCUUCUUCAGUCAAAGAUGAGGAUCGGGCUGGCAGAGAAAACUGUCCAAAUGGCUCUUGGGCAAGCUGCUGUAUAUUCUGACAAAAAAUCUUCGCCACCAAAAGUUCAAUCGCCUUUUGAAGAGGCUGCAAAAAUAAUUAAACAAGUAUAUUCAGUUCUUCCAAUCUACGAUAAAAUUGUCCCAGCAUUACUUGAAGUUGGAGUUUGGAAGCUUCCGGAGACAUGCAAAUUUUCCAUAGGUGUCCCUGUUGGCCCUAUGUUAGCAAAAGCAACGAAAUCUGUCUCGGAGAUCAUUGACAAGUUUCAGGGUCUUGAGUAUACUUGUGAGUACAAGUAUGAUGGUGAAAGGGCUCAGAUACAUUGCAUGGAGGAUGGUUCAGUAGAGAUUUAUAGUCGGAAUGCUGAAAGAAACACCGGAAAGUAUCCAGAUGUUGUUGAUGCAGUUUCUAGAUUCCGGAAGCCUACAGUCAAAUCAUUUGUCUUGGACUGUGAAAUUGUUGCCUAUGAUCGUGAAAAACAGAAAAUUUUGCCUUUCCAGAUACUUAGCACAAGGGCCCGCAAGGGUGUUACCAUAAAUGACAUCAAAGUUUCAGUCUGUACUUUUGGCUUUGAUAUUCUUUACAUAAAUGGACAACCCCUUCUCCAGGAACAACUCAAAAUUCGUCGAGAGCAUCUUUACAACUCUUUUGAGGAAGUACCAGGUGUUUUUCAAUUGGCAACUGCAAUUACAUCAAAUGACCUGGAGGAGAUACAGAAAUUUCUUGACACAGCUGUCAACUCCAGUUGUGAAGGGUUGAUUAUCAAGACAUUGGAUAAAGACGCUACAUAUGAGCCAGCAAAGCGAUCAAAUAAUUGGUUGAAACUGAAGAAGGACUACAUGGAUAGCAUUGGAGACUCUUUGGACUUAGUACCGAUUGCUGCCUUUUAUGGGAGAGGAAAACGAACAGGUGUCUUUGGAUCAUUCCUCCUGGCAUGCUAUGAUGAGCAUAACGAAGAAUAUCAAACAAUAUGCAACAUAGGUACUGGAUUUUCUGAGCAACAGCUUGAAGAACGUUCUUCAAGCCUUCGAAGUAAAGUGAUUGAAAAACCAAAGGCAUACUACAGAUUUGCUGACACAAUGGACCCUGAUGUGUGGUUUGAACCGUCAGAGGUGUGGGAGGUGAAAGCUGCAGAUCUGAGCAUAAGUCCUGUGCAUCGUGCUGCUAAUGGUAUAGUCGAUCCAAAUAAGGGUAUCUCCCUGAGAUUUCCUCGUUUGUUGCGAUUACGGGAUGAUAAAAGCCCAGAACAGGCGACCACUUCUGAGCAAGUUGCUGACAUGUACCGGGCUCAAAAAAUCAACCACGGUUAUAACCAGGAGGAUGAGGACGAUGACUGAUGCUGAGCCAAUUCUUUGCGUUGAAUGCAUGGCUCAUUGAGGUAUUGACCAGAGGAUGCGUUCCUAGUGGUUUGCUUCGUCCUGAUUUGAACAGUUAGGAUAUAUUCAGAUUUGUGCAUUCCUAGUGGUGUAUCCUGCUUCAUUUUUUUUCGUUUUCUAACGUUCACCACGAGGAUUCUGUGAGUUGUGCAUGCGCCAUAUGAGGUUGGAGCCCUAUCAAACUAACCCCAAGUACGUUAGGACAUACAUUAGCACCAACUCGCAUAGCAAUUUUUGCCUUGCGAAGAAAGUGGAGCUUUUAUAGCAACCAAAGCACAGAUGGAAUUGAAGUGACAUCAUGCUGAUCUUUGCCCCUUUGGCACGCGGAUGCCUCUGAAUCGCGUUGAAGCAGAAGGGCUUGCAAGGUGUGAUGCCUGUUAGGGUGAGGUCUUGGACGAAUAGGUGGUGCUGGUGCUUGAGCUUUUUAUAGUUGAAUUCGCUUCAUAACGAAAAUGUGAAUUUCUUCA